GGAUCAGCUGGCGGGAGGCGUGCGCUCUUGCGCUCCCGGAGCCGGCGGCGGGGGCUGUUUUGGUGCGGAGCUCAGCGGGCAAGAGACUGGGACAAAGCAGCCGCCGACGAGGCAGCGCGACCAGCGGAGCCCCAGGCGCGCGGCCUCCUCACCCCGCGCGGAUGCUGCUGCGCGGAUUCUCUUCUGCUUAGGUUGCGCCGGCGUUGCGCGCCCCCCCCCAUGCUCCUUGCCCGGGUCUUGCUGCCAUCAUGACCACGCUCCGCUUGUGGGACCACCUGCGGGCCGGCAGCUCCGAGCUGGACUGGUGCGAAGACAACUACACCAUCGUGCCCGGCAUCGCCGAGUUUUACAACACGAUAAGCAACAUCUUAUUUUUUGUUUUGCCACCCAUAUGUAUGUGCUUAUUCCGACAAUAUGCAACCUACUUCAACAGCGGAAUAUAUUUAAUAUGGACCCUCCUAGUGGUGGUUGGAAUUGGAUCUGUCUACUUCCACGCCACGCUCAGUUUCCUGGGUCAGAUGCUUGACGAACUCGCUAUACUCUGGGUUUUGAUGUGUGCUCUGGCUUUGUGGUUUCCCAGAAGAUAUCUUCCCAAAAUGUUCAGGAACGACAGGGGCCGAUUUAAAGCAGCAGUGGGCAUUCUCUCUGGAGUCACCACCUGCCUCGCCUUCAUCAAGCCUGCCAUCAAUAACAUCUCGCUGAUGACGUUGGGUCUUCCCUGCAGUGCCUUGCUCAUCGCAGAGCUGAAAAGAUGCGACAAUGUGCGAGUCUACAAGCUGGGACUCUUUUCUGGCCUCUGGUGGACUUUGGCCCUUUUUUGUUGGAUCAGCGACAAAGUAUUUUGUGAGAUCUGGUCGUCAUUCAACUUCCAAUAUUUGCACUGCGUAUGGCACAUCCUCAUUUGCAUCGCCGCUUACCUGGGCUGUGUGUGCUUUGCCUACUUCGAUGCCGUCUCGGAGAUCCCUGAGCAGGGCCCGGUCAUUAAGUUCUGGCCCAGCGAGAAGUGGGCUUUCAUUGGGGUCCCUUACGUCUCCCUCCUCUGCGCGCACAAGAAAUCGCCCCUGAAGAUUACAUGAUGGCGGCGGUUCUAACAUGCAGGAGGAGGAGGAGAGGCCAGAGAACGACACCCUUGCGUUGCUUUCUCUCUCUUUCUCUACAAACUGCGGUUCUGCAAAGGGAGCCACGAGGACGUCGCUGCAUCUUCCCUGCCUCCCCCCCCCCCUGUCUCUGGCUCCCAAGCAAAGUUCUUAGGAGUGAGCAGCAACGGAGAACUCUUUUGCACCCCUUCUCUGUGGUUUGGGCAGAUCUGGUGUCCCCCCCCCCUACUAGAAGUCUGAAUGAUAGUGCUGGCAACGUUUUGCCGUGUGCAUUUUGCAUAGCGUUCUCUAGCUGGAACUAGACGUUGUGGGAGAUGUGAAGUUGCUGUUGAAGAGGCACCAAGCCAGUAUCGCCAUCUCCUUUUUUCCACCACUGAACUUUGCCUCGCUUUUAAUUGGCUGCCAGCUGCUCUUGCAGGGCGGGGGCGCUCAGAAUGCUCUGACAUCACAGCAUGUCCGCCUUGACAAUGCCAUGCGGGGUGGGGGGGUGGGGGGAGGCAGCCGCCACCCGAUUUCCCAUAAAGCCCAGCUCCUGACAAAACCCCUCCGGUCAACUCCGAGAGAGUAUUUAUACAGGCAGUCUUUUGUUGUGAAGCAACCCCAGGAUGCAGCUGUUUACUGAAGGCUUUUAAAAGGUUUGCUUUGUAGUUCUACCAUUAUCGCCUCUCUCGCAGACUUGGGAGGGUAUUUAUACCGACAGCUUCUUCAAGGACGAAAUAUCUUUCUAGCCAGUCCAGUCAGAAGUUGUGGGGGGGGGGCAGGGAUUCGCAAGGAAAUACGUUUUGAGAAGCCGGCUUUUCUUCUCCGUUGCUUGAUUUCGUAGUUUGUAGGCUUAACACUGAGGCUGUUCUGCUCACUAUUCUGCUCUAGGUCUCCUCCUGUUGUCCUAUGGUAAACUCAUUCUCCCUGGGCAGGAGCAUGGCCAACUUACGAAGGGCAGCUGGGUCUGUGCUGUGACCCUUUCCCCCUGCUGAUUUCUGCAGAUCAGGCUGCUGCUGACGGCAUAGGAACAAGCCAGUCCAGGCUGCCCCUGCCUUUGUCCACUGUCCCCCUUACUUGGCAGGGUGAUGAUCUAGUGGCCACAUGCCAUUAGUUGCCACUUGAAUGGGGGGGGCGGGGAGAAACAAAAAUUGCAUGUAUCUAUUCAGAGGAAGUGGCCUUUUUCACUUACGGUACCUUUUUGUGAUGUUCAUCUCCCUGGGCUUGAAGGCCUCGAACUUGUGCAAAUUUGUAGCUGCUGCCUCGGAUCCUGCUCUCUUUACUCAGGGCUAUGAGGCUGGCGGUGUGGAAGACCCCUCCGGAGAGAUGCCUCCGAUCUAUUGGCGUGACUGCAUCGCUCAACCACCAUUUUAAGCACAACUGAGGGCACUUGGUGGUGGAGGUGGGUUGGGAGUCCCGGGACAGACCUCUUUCUCCCCCUCGCCCCCUGAACCUUCCCCAGUUGGAAUGCUGGCUGCCUUGUGCAGCCCUUAGACCCGGCUUCCUCAACCUCAGCCCUCCAGAUGUUUGGAGACUACAAUUCCCAUCACUCCUGACCGCUGGUCCUGCUAGCUAGGGAUCUUGGGAGUUGUAGGCCAAAAACACCUGGAGGGCCGAGGUUGCGGAAGCCUGCCUUAGACAUCACACAUUGGUUCAAUCCUUGCUGCUUUUUCAAGUAUUGCAGCAGAAUUCUGGGUUGAGUUGGCAAUGCAACUGGAGGAGAGCGGGCAGAUCUCUUUACAAGGUUGGGCCUUUGAGGGCAGUGUGAAUAAGGUAUUCAAUGUUAGUCCUACUCAGAGCUGUCCCAUUAAAACAUGGACUUAGUUGGGCUGGAAAAUGAGAUGGUGGGUUAAAAGUUCUAAAUGCAUGACAACCUCUCCUUCCAUUGAGAGAUUUGAAUUGCAAGAUCUAAGAAUGAACCCUCAGAUUCCGAUCCACUUGCUUGAGCUCUGAGCUUCAUCCUUAUUAUUUGGGGUUGUUUGCCAAUCUAUGACGAACAGCAGACUAAAAAAAACACUGUUAGGUGAUUGUGGGCAAGAAAGCAAUUAACCAAUUAAACACUUCAUUAUUAACAUAUAAUUAAUCUAUUAAAAAUCAAGGCCAAGGUGUCUCGACAGAAACGACAGCCAGAAAAGUGUGCAUCAU
Zootoca vivipara (common lizard) is the source of this 3221-nucleotide messenger RNA. RefSeq names its product alkaline ceramidase 2 (gene ACER2). Gene Ontology annotation, cellular component: Golgi membrane. NCBI's taxonomy places the organism in Eukaryota, Metazoa, Chordata, Lepidosauria, Squamata, Lacertidae. Gene Ontology annotation, molecular function: N-acylsphingosine amidohydrolase activity. Gene Ontology annotation, biological process: ceramide catabolic process; sphingosine biosynthetic process. The record is from RefSeq and is a predicted model, not a curated record.